Molecule: messenger RNA, 2023 nt
Organism: Rana temporaria (common frog)
Lineage: Eukaryota; Metazoa; Chordata; Amphibia; Anura; Ranidae
Exons: 7
Coding region: 66-1484 (472 amino acids)
Source: RefSeq, a predicted model, not a curated record
UCCGUUAUUAAUUUUUUCACAGGAUUAGCGCAACUUUUUCUUUAUUUUUUUUCACUACAGGAAUCAUGAUUUGGUUCACUUGCACCCUCUUGUGGACUCUGGCUGGCAGCACUGAGAUUUAUAACAAUGUCGCCCUUCAGAGCCGCUCUACUCAAUCUUCUACUGAUUCUUUAAGCUCAACAAUAAAUGCCAUUGAUGGAAAUGUGGAUCCAAACUUUUGGCAAGGGUCUUGCUUCUCUACUAAGCUUGAGGCUUCACCUUGGCUGAGAGUGGAUUUAUUGGUAACUCAUAAAAUAUCCCACAUAAUGAUCACCAACAGAGGGGACUGCUGUGCAAAUUACAUUGAUGGAACAGAAAUUCUUAUAGGAGACUCACUGGACAACAAUGGCAAUAACAAUCAAAAAUGUGCUACAGUUUCAUCAAUACCACUGGGUGGCACUCUGACUUAUAAUUGCUUCGAUACAAAGGGACGAUAUGUGAAUUUGAUCCUACGGGGAAAAACAGGGUAUCUCACAUUAUGUGAACUUCAGAUCUAUGGAGUACCUGUGACUGAGGGUGACAGAACUGAAAAUACAAAUCUUGCCUUUUAUGGCCGUGCAACUCAUUCCACAAAUUUUAACGCUUUGAGCUCAGCACUGAAUGUCAUAGAUGGCAAUACAGAUCCAAUCUACAGCCAGGGGUCUUGCUUUUCUAGUGUCAACCAGCUUUCACCUUGGUUGAGAGUGGAUUUGUUAGCAACAUAUGAAAUUUCCCACAUAAUGAUCACUAACAGAGGAGACUGCUGUGCUGAGUACAUUAACGGAGUAGAAAUACUUGUCGGAGACUCCUUGGCCAACAAUGGGAACAAUAAUCCAAGAUGUGUUCAAAUCGCUUCAAUACCACUAAGUGCCACUAACACCUUCCGUUGUCCUAAUAUGAAGGGACGAUAUGUGAAUUUAAUCCUGCGUGGAAAAACAGGAUACCUCACAUUUUGUGAAAUUCAGAUCUAUGGAACACCUGUGCCCAACGAUGAACACAUCAUCUGCUUAAGAAAAGAUAACCUCGCCCUUCAGGGCCGCGCAACCCAGUCCUCAACUUUUGAAUUUUUAGGCUUAGGAAUGAAUGCUAUAGAUGGGAAUACUGAUCCGAUAUAUGCCUCCAGGUCCUGCUUCUCUAGUAAAAGUGAACUGUCACCCUGGUGGAGAGUGGAUUUGUUGGCAAGCUAUAAAAUAUCCCAUAUAAUGAUCACCAACAGACUGGACUGCUGUGCAGAAUAUAUUAAUGGAGCAGAAAUUCUUAUUGGAGACUCACUAACCAACAAUGGGAACAACAAUGCAAGAUGUGCUCAGAUUACAGCAAUACCACUGGGUACCACUUUGACCUUCCAUUGUUUUGAUAUGAAGGGCCGCUAUGUGAACAUUGUCCUACCUGGAAAAACAACAUAUCUAACAUUUUGUGAAGUACAGAUCUACGGUACACCUGUGUCGGAAUGCUCUGCCUGCUAAAAAUGAUGAGAAUCCAUAAUAUAAAUACAACAAUAUAAUUAAAUUUGGGUGAAUGCAGGAAGGCAAAUUAACCUCUCAACUACUGGAGACUCUAAAGAACCCCAGGAGGAUAUCUUCCCCCAAAGACCUUGGUUCAAUCACUGAUGUAGCAAACAUAGAGUUAAGGUCUCUGAGGGAGAAUCUCUUCACUGCUACAAAUAGACACAUUUAUAUUUCCCUAAAUAUAGGUAAAUAUAUUCAUUACAAAAAGUAAAUAGUAGGAACUGUAAGGUACCAGAUUUUAUCUUGUGUGCCACAACCAAACUGCUGUCAGUGCCACUGGAAACAUUUGUAUUUUACAGCCUCACAUAACUGGGCAUAGUGAUUAGUUACUCAGGUCACAAGCACUGCAUUAUAAUAUAAAAAAAGUGCAGCGCUAAAAUAAUUUAUAAAAAGUGACAAAAAUUCGUAGCAUAAGAGAGGGGAAUAAUGUAUCCAUGUAGUUAAAACGUUAAUAAAAUGAAAAAAAGACCAUAAAGCAAAGUCCAACAAUCAUCAAA